AUGAGCAAGAUUCCUUUCCACUUGCUCGCGCUCCUAGCCUGCCUGCUGGUGCCUCCACCAGUCGAGGCCACUUGCGGUCAGUGCUACACGGCCCACGCCUGCACCGGCCUCUCCACCUUUCAGGUCUGCUACAAUGGUGUACGCGAUGAGAGCAUUACUUAUAGCUGUCCCGGGGAUAGACCGGUAUGUACGGCUUUCGGCAUAAUCUGCAUGGCGGAGGGUGCUCCUCGGGCCUGUGGCGAUGUGUCCCAAUGUGAAAGUUGCGGCGCCAAUGAUAUCUACACCUGCACCUCGCUGAACACCUUCGGCAAGUGCAGCGAUGGGGCAGUUACUGCGGGCAGAGCCACUUGCCCGGAGGGGAACGUGUGCAGCGUAGCUGGUGCUGCCGCAGGUACACCCUGUAUUUCGCGUUGCGGUUCCAGCUUCGAUGAUAUAUGCGAUAGGGUAACUGAUAGUGGAGGUGAAAAUGAAACCACUACUACAACGACGGGAGACAGUUCAGGUACUUCAACUGAACCAUCCACAAGUACCUCGCCUGGAAGUUCGGACACAUCUCCAGGAGGAACUAACGAACCACCUAUAAGUACGGAUGAACCACCCACUGACUUGCCUAUAAGUACGGAUGAACCACCCACCACGAGCACGGAAGAACCCGAAACACAAGUUUGUGAAAAUGGACCCACGGGGCGUUUUGCAUUUCCAGGCGACACUGUUUGUACAUCUUACAUCUUCUGUAAUAGAAAAGGCGACACUUGGAUCGGCACCAUCCUUGAGUGCCCUUCGGCUAAUCCCUUUUUUAAUGCCACAUUAACUUAUUGUGUACCCGAAAGACCAACUGGCCCUGGCUGUGUCUGA
Molecule: messenger RNA, 855 nt
Organism: Scaptodrosophila lebanonensis
Lineage: Eukaryota; Metazoa; Arthropoda; Insecta; Diptera; Drosophilidae
Exons: 3
Coding region: 1-855 (284 amino acids)
Cellular component (GO): extracellular region
Molecular function (GO): chitin binding
Source: RefSeq, a predicted model, not a curated record